Molecule: messenger RNA, 2433 nt
Organism: Dinoponera quadriceps
Lineage: Eukaryota; Metazoa; Arthropoda; Insecta; Hymenoptera; Formicidae
Exons: 2
Coding region: 55-1785 (576 amino acids)
Biological process (GO): SCF-dependent proteasomal ubiquitin-dependent protein catabolic process
Cellular component (GO): SCF ubiquitin ligase complex
Source: RefSeq, a predicted model, not a curated record
CUUGCUCAGGAGACGCCCGUAGGAACUUUGCUCGUUUUCAGCGAACGGGGCAAGAUGCCGGGUCACCGUCAGCCUAAGUCCUUGGUGGUGCUUAGUUUGGGACGCGUGUGCGAGCAACUCGACGGGACGUGCCGGCGCUUGCAGUCGCUCUCGCAACGAUCGACCGCGGCGCAAGCGCUAGCCUUAGCUAAACGCGUGAUCAGGCCGUACUAUGUGAACGCAUUGCCGACUCGCUUGCGCUCCCGUGUGAUCGAGGAGGCCUCGAGGACGCUGUGCCUGCCGCUACCGGACGAGCCUCACGUCGUAUCCGAGCCGGCGAUACUAUUUCUACUGUGCCUCCUUCUCGAUCGUGACAUCAAACGACUGAAGGUCCAGCUCUGUUGCUAUUACGGGUGCAGCUACCAAACGUCGUUGUUGGAGUUACUCGCUUCGGAGGGGACCGGACUGGAGUCGUUGCACCUGUUCCGUUACUCCUUGCUGCGCAUGGACUGCAACUUACUGCGCACGGCAUUGUCGAGCAUGAGGAACCUGACGAUACUGACGCUUCGCAAUAUCGCCAGCGACGCCAUGCUUCGUGUCAUAGGUAAGACCUGUCCGAAGCUCGUGAUCCUCGACGUGGCUUGCUCGAGAGAGGUAACGGACGCCGGGCUGAAGCAGUUGCUCCUGCAAGUGGAGUUCAGAGACAAAGUGUUCGCCGCUGUGCCGGCGCGCACCAACUGGUCGCGACUGAGGAGGCUGCUCGCCAGGUGGAGGAGGAGGACGAGCGACCCGAAAUCGGAGAGGAAGCGAAACAACGUGCUGCUGGAAUAUCACGAGAGUAAGAAUCCGCUGUGCGGCACGCUCAGGGCGCUGAACAUCGCCGAUACCUGUGUCACCGAGGCGGGUGUGUCGCUCGCACUGUUAAAUAUUACACAGCUCGAGUCUUUAGCUGAAUAUAAGUACAUAGGUCACGUGAUGGAGACCGUGGACGUAGGUCGGUCGCCGCUGAGUCUGACCGAGGCGAUCACUUGCGAGACGACGCCCGUGCAGCUGAAGCUUCUGGCGCAAAUGUGCCCACGGAUGACGAAGCUGUCCAUAUCCGAACCCUGGCAUUACCCCGCGGCUCUGCGCGUCUUUCCCCACCUCACCUCCUUGAGUAUGCACAAUAUACUGGCGACGAAGGAGUGGUUGGAGAACCUGUACGGUUAUCUUCGCGCGCACGGCCACAAUUUGCACGAGCUCGGCCUCUGGAUGACGGAGCAGAGGAAGAGCCCUUUGCAGGUGGACCUGAGGGAGAUUCUCAGCAGCUGUCCGAAUCUACAGACACUCGUCAACGACGGGGCGAAGGUCGUGUGGACGGAAGGACAGGAUCCUCCUCCUCCUCCUCUGAAAUAUCUGAGAAAAGUCGAACUCGGACACACGGUGGACGCGUUAACGAUCACGAAAGUGUUCUCGCUAGCCCCGGAACUGACAGCGUUGCAUAUUCACAGUUGUCUCGACCUGACGAACCAGCACUUGGAGAAGCUACUGGAACCGUCCGUCGGGUCCGACGAUGACGAAAAAUUGAACGACCGUCGCGACAGCACAUUGUCGAAUCUGACGUGCUUCUACAUUCACGAGGCGAGCAAAGUGUCAGCGAUCACUGUGCUGAACAUGAUCAACAGCUACAAACGGCUGAGACGGAUCGGCAACUUGGCUAAUUGGGUUUUGGAUUACGAGAGUGUUGCGAUAACUGUCGCGCGUGCAAACUUGAACGUCGACUUGUGUUCCGGUCCGCAUUGGAACUGGGAUAACUGUAUCCAAUGACAUCGCGUUAAGCUUGACUCUUCGACGUCGGAAUAAUCGCGUCCUAAUACCUACAGAUCGUGACACAAUUCAGAUUAGCUUAUACUUCCAUAUCGAUUUCACAUGUAAUGAUUGUAAUCAAUUGUAAAUGUAUUCAACGCGGAACAAUCGAUUUAACGACAGGUAAAGAAGCACAGCCGUGUCUGUUAAAUCGUUUUUUCCCUCCUUUUUCUUUCUACGUGCGAUCAUUGCAUAAUCCACAGACACUUCAACCUUUCGUGCAACCUCUCGGGGCUGUUAUUACUCGCGUUACUUUCGACAAACUAGUUCAAACUUAGCCAAGUUGUCUCGCUGCAUCACAUAUACAUGUUACCGCGACAACGUUAUCACUCAGUUGCACAUAAAUACAAGGUCUUAUACGAGAAGUAUUUUCGCAAAAGAAUUACCUUUUACUUGAAAAAAGAAAUUACUUAGCGAUCUUUAUCGAUUUCCUCUCGGUUUCUGAUAAAUAUUGAUUGAAUAUAUAUUUCAAAAAUUCUUAUGUACUUGACGUAUUUUUUUUUACCUUUGCAAGAUAAGACAUGUCAUCGCGACGAAAUUAUCGGAUCAAUCAGUCACAUAUAAUUGCUCUUCCAAUUUUUUUUUUUAUAAAUAAUAUGUCCUUGAGAA